AUGCUCGGCGGUCGGCUGCUCGGCGUGCUCUGCACACGGAAUUUAACAAAAUGCUCAAACUUGAUGGGCAGAUUCACUCGGGACGGACUUCGAGACAGAUUACGGCAUCAGGAGAUCAAAGAGCUCGCGAAACACCGAGAUGUACAACAAAUCAGUCUGAAACAGCCCAUCGGUUCAGAUUCCAGGUCGAUCCGACCGAUUUCAGACUUAUGGAAAGUGGGUCGAACGGAAUCAACAAUCAAAUAUCGUUGUUUUGGUUUUUCAGGCUUUACGGUUUACACUCGCGACUGGAGCCACCACAUUCACAAUAGCGAUAGUAGCAGAAGUAAUUCAAAGGAAAAACGAAGAGGCAAUGUCGCCGUCGAACGUCUUCGAAGCGGUGAGUAUUCCGAAGCGUGGCGAGCGACACUUUUGGCCAAAGUCGAGUAUUGUGCCCAAAAACAGAAAGACACGCCGCGGAUUGCCUGUUUUUUGUAGGUAAAAUACUAUUUCGAACCUAAGGUUGAAGCCAGCUCCGAAUACAAGCUGACCGCCGGCGAGAAGCACCUCGCUCUGCUCAUCGGAUUGAAUGUGGCGGUAAGCAAGAUCCGCCUGUUGAGCAAACCCUCAAAAAACGUCGAUUCAGGUGUAUCUUUUGUGGAAAAAGUCGUCGCUGAAACCAUUCAUGAAUCGUUACUUCACGAACAGCUACGCAUCGAAAUCACUGUGCGCUCCGAUGUUGCUGAGCGUCUUCUCACAUUCUUCUAUCAUUCAUCUCGGUCUCAACAUGUACGUUUGAUUAUCUCACCCACUUUUCAAAACUUUCUCUUCGCAGGUAUGUGCUCACGACAUUCGCGCCACACAUAAUCGAAAAGUUCUUGGGCCCCGAGCAGUUCUGGGGAUUCUAUCUGACUGCUGCGGCCGUUUCCUCGCUCAUCAGUCUCGUAGACAAAGCCGUGUCUCGGUCGCCGAUCAGAGCUCUCGGCGCCAGCGGAGCCAUUCUUGCAGUGCUCACUUACACGUGUAUGCAGAUCCCGGAUGGUUAGUUCCAGUGGAAAACAACAAAGAAUCGAUUAUUUGAAGCCCGUCUCUCGAUUAUAUUCCUUCCGAGUUUGGAGUUCUCUGCAAAAAGCGCCGUCUACGGAGUCAUCGCAAUGGACCUUCUCGGAAUUAUUUUCAGGUGCGUCAAUUCAUUCUAACUUCGUCUAAUUGUAUAUCUUCUACAGACUGCGAAUCUUCGACCACGCCGCCCAUCUCGGAGGUUCUCUGUUUGGAGUCGCCUAUGCACUCUUCCUGCAAGAGGCGGUCUGGGACAAGUACGGAAUGUGGAUCGAAUCGCUGAUGUACAGCUCGGACGGCCGUCGAUAA
This is a messenger RNA of Caenorhabditis sp. 36 PRJEB53466, 1347 nucleotides long. The record is from the annotation of a GenBank genome assembly. Lineage: Eukaryota; Metazoa; Nematoda; Chromadorea; Rhabditida; Rhabditidae.